UAAGCAUUCACAGCCAUCAAUGUUGAAAACCAUGUUGACCCAAAAGCAGAGGAGACUUCGAGUCCACCAGAGAUGGAGGCAUUCAACUUAGUACUCUCUCUGUCUCUCACUCUAUAUAUAGUAAGCAAGAAAUGAAUACAAGCCAAGCCAGAGAACCACCAAUUUCUUUCUCCUCCAAAAUAAAGAAAUGGAAGCAAAUAGAGUAGUGGGUAAUCAUGGUCAGCAUAAAUUAGCUGUUGUGCUUAUCGUAAUUCUGUCCAUGUCCAACAUGAUGAACACUAUUGGUGGUCAGACAAUAUGCAACAUUCCGAUCGCAGGGCUGAGGGCCUGCAAGCCGUCGGUGACGCCGCCGAGGCCUCCACCGCCGACGGCGGACUGCUGCAGGGCCAUCUCCCACGCCGAUAUGCGAUGCCUCUGCUCCUACAGGAAAUCCCCUCUGAUCCCUUCGCUUGGAAUCAGCGUUCCCCUUGCGGAGAAGCUCCCUGCCAAGUGCGGGCUCUCCACAGCUGCCAAAUGCUAGCUUGCGAGCUUGCUAGUUGCAUAUACCCUACAGCGGGGUGCCUAGCUAUUGCGUAUCUGUGUGUGUGUGGGCGUCUUCCAUGUGUUUGGGAUGUGAUUAAUAAAAUAAAGCCUUAAUUAAGCCCCAUUUCAUAUGUGUUUUUGUGACCAAGUGAUUAAUAAUAUUAAUGAAGCUGAGCUUCUUUUGUGUUCAAGAUCUCGAUUUUCUUCCUCCGUUUAGUGGUUCUGUAAUCACAUGAGCUAAAAUACAUGAUCGUUUAUCGCUCGUUGUUCAUAAUUCUUGUUGAUUCACCUGAGUUAUGAAGGUUUGAACACGUUAGGCAAUGACACUCAAUCACUCAUGUUCAGUAAGUUGGGUUGCCCUAAUUUGGGGUUCCCGUACCAGCUUCCUGGCUAUAAAGCAAUGCGAUAUUU
Messenger RNA from Linum trigynum, 933 nucleotides. The record is from the annotation of a GenBank genome assembly. Lineage: Eukaryota; Viridiplantae; Streptophyta; Magnoliopsida; Malpighiales; Linaceae.